Erythranthe guttata (spotted monkey flower) is the source of this 1500-nucleotide messenger RNA. RefSeq names its product CD2-binding protein-like protein. Gene Ontology annotation, cellular component: U5 snRNP. NCBI's taxonomy places the organism in Eukaryota, Viridiplantae, Streptophyta, Magnoliopsida, Lamiales, Phrymaceae. The record is from RefSeq and is a predicted model, not a curated record.
CGCUGAAAAAAAGGUCCAGGAAUACAAACCCCUGCGCGCUCACUCCCAAACAAACACACACUCUGAAAUCAAAGAAUGGCAGAAAACAGCUUGAAGCGCUCCUUCGUCGAAGACGACGAUUCCAGCAAACCCCCUCCGGAGAAAAGAGUGAGAUUCCCCAAGGGUAAGAAGGUUCAGCAGGGAGACUACGUGAAAAAUUCGUUGGGUGAAGAUACUGCUAUCAAGAAGAAGGCCCUUCUCGCUGCCAAAGAUCGUGCGGUUCGACGGAGUAACAUCACGCCAGAGCUUCUUGAUGAUGAAUACAAAGAUUUCGUACCCGACGUACGGAAAGCAGAAGUCCAUUACAAGGAAGACGAGACUUUUGUUGAUGAAGGCACCCCAAUGGAACCGUUUAAUCUGGACAAAGAGAGAGAGGAGGGAUACUUUGAUGAUGACGGAAAUUAUGUCGAGUACGUGAAUCAGAAUGAGAUCAAGGAUGCAUGGCUUGAUAGCGUGGAUGUUCAUCCAAAGUAUACUGGAAAGAGCUCCAUUCCUACGAAUAAUGAUGACAAACCUCAGGACCUUGUGACCGAAGAACUUGCAGAAAUUAAUAGGCGGAUUGCUGAUGUUCUUGAGCCUGGAGAAACGGUUUUGCGAGCUUUGAGAAGACUAAAAGGUUCAACUGAUAAGAAGCAGAAGAUGUCUGAAGUAACAAAACAGCUGUUUGACAAGCUUACUGAAGAUGCUAUGAAAUUGAUGGAGAAUGGAGAUUAUGAUGUGUAUGAAGAAAAGCAAGAACAUUUUAAGCGUGAAGCAGAGGGUUAUGAGAAGGUAGUUCAGACAAGGAAGCAUGGUCUCUCAGAAAGUUUGAGUCAGGAGAAGUCCGAUGACAUGUUUGACAUGUUUGGAGACGAUGGUGGAAGUGCUGCUGAGAAUCCCGCCUCUAGUGGGAGUGGAUCAGUUCCUGUUCAGCCCUCUGAGAGUGGAGACAUGCAGAGCGACUAUGUAUAUGACGAGUCUUCUGGAUAUUACUACAGUAGCAGUUUGGGUUAUUACUAUGAUCCUUCUUCUGGGCUGUACUGCUCUGCAUCGUCAGGGAAAUGGUAUUCUUAUAACGAAGAAUCAGGGACGUAUGAUGAGGUCCAACAAGAAGCCAACGUGGCUGCGGUGAGCUGAUGAGAGAGAUUUGUGCUGCUCUUCACUAAGUAACCGAUACACGACUAUGUAAAUAAUUCGAUUUGCUUUGGUCAAAAUUGCAAAUGCGGUAAAUUUUUCGAAAUGAUUUCACUUCUUUUCUGUGUGUACAAGAACCCAUUAAAUCGUGUCUUUGCCCAUUUCACGCUUGCUUCCGUAUGGGAAAUAUGAGUUUACGCAAAUAGAUUUCAUGAUGAGAAAUUUAAGCCUCCACGAAAAUGGAGAUUACAGUUCCAGAAAACUCGACAGGACACGAUUUGAUGAGAUCGAUAAACUAUAUUAUACCAUACCCCCUUUGAAGAAAAUUUGCUCGUUUAUUUUAUUUUA